UCAUAAUAUCUGUAUUUUCUGUAGCCCAGCCCGGCGGCCCGGCGUGCUUCCUUUCUGCGUCCAAGGCAUAUAGCGUCCAGUGGUUUCGCCAUGACGCUGUUGAUACCGUUGCUUGUUUUGAUGAAUUCCUGUUCGUCCACGGGGGCUGACUUUCAUGGUUGGAUGCGGAAAGUCCGCGAGGAGCCGCCUCUGUUCGAGAUUGUCGAAGGGGAGCAGCAGGGCACUAGCCCUGUCUGGGGAUCUUUUGUCGACAAAUACGCAAGCCAAGGCUACGGUUUUCUUGAGCUGUACACCAAUGAAAGCUACUCAGACCGCGACCAAGCAUUCAACGCGGGCAUAUUCGAAGGCUAUGCAACGGCGGACAGAGCGCUGAUGCACUACGACAACUUAUGGAAGCAGUACUGUGCUCAUCAACCCGACGGCUGCGUCAAACUAUUCCAGUUCAUCGGUGCUACGCUGAACUUCAUGCAGCAGCAGGUCAUGGAGCUAGCGGAAAAGGACCCCUACUGGCACCAGGUUGACAUGGUUCUGACACAGCUGUACGCCAUUAGCACCGGCAUCAACGCUAAGAAGACGAAGCAGCGCUUCUUCUCAGUGCAAGACCUCAACAGCGUCGGUGCCAGCAUGGUGUUGUUCCUAAACCUGGAUGGCGAAGUGGAUGACAUAGAAGCCCGUCUGCGACCGGUGGCCACUUCGGACGUCCACGACGAUGAGCCAAUGGCCGGGCGACGCGCCGACUCGGCGCUGGUCAAGCUGCUGACUGGAAACAAGGACCUCCUGAUGUCGCACGUGAGCGGCGGUCCGUACGCCGGAAUGACCAAGAUCCUAAAGAAGUACUGGCUUAACCUGCACACCACAGCUAAGUCUAGUGAGAAGAUUUCGGGCAACGUUCAUGCAACAUCAUCUAGUCCCGGAAAGCUCACCUCAGGGGAUGACUUCUACCUCCUUUCCAAUGGACUUGCACUCAUGUCCACGGGUAUCGAGGUCCACAACAACUCACUGUACCGCUUCAUCACACCAAACUGCGUGUUCGAGUUUGUGCGUGCCAUUGUCGCCAACCGACUAGCCACGUCGGCCAGGGAUUGGAUCGACAUUUACAGCAAGAACCCCAGCGGCACCAACAACAAACAAUGGAUGAUCAUCGACUAUAACAAGUUUAAAUCAGGACAGCAACUCCCGGAUGGAUUACUCUGGAUCCUGGAAUCCUUGCCCGGCUUCAUCCACACGGAGGAUGUGACGGCUGUGCUCCGGAAGCAGACCUACUGGCCAAGCUACAACAUCCCGUACUCUCCCUUGAUGUUCCAGCUGAGUGGUGCGCCGUUCAACGUGCAGAAGUACGGUGACUGGUUCACUUACGACAAGAACCCGCGGGCGCAAAUUUUCAGGCGGGACCACAUCAAAGUUGCCGACACACAUUCCAUGGUCACAUUGAUGAGGUAUAACGACUUCAAGCACGACCCUAUCUCCAAGUGUCUCUGCAUUCCGCCGUUCAGUGCCGUGAACGGCAUAUCAGCCCGCAGUGACCUCAACAUGAUGCCUGGCCGUUACCCUUUCUCUGCUCUGGGGCCGGCCUCUAGAGGAGGCAUAGACAUGAAGAUGACGAACGCGUCUCUCGCCACUGGACUUGGGUUGAUUGCUGUGGCUGGGCCGACGCACGACCAGCAGCCGCCGUUCCGCUGGUCCACGUCCGGGUUCCACGACCUCCAUGCGGGACAGCCAGACCUGUGGAACUUUGCGCCGUUCGUCUGUACUUGGGGAAAAGGCAACUGCCAGCCAUAGGCUGGCAGCGUAAUAAAGUUGUCUUUCGUUUUGUUUGAUU
Molecule: messenger RNA, 1819 nt
Organism: Dermacentor silvarum
Lineage: Eukaryota; Metazoa; Arthropoda; Arachnida; Ixodida; Ixodidae
Product: putative phospholipase B-like 2
Exons: 12
Coding region: 91-1779 (562 amino acids)
Biological process (GO): phospholipid catabolic process
Cellular component (GO): extracellular region
Molecular function (GO): glycerophospholipase activity
Source: RefSeq, a predicted model, not a curated record